AUGGGAAGCUCGUCGAAGGAAGACACGGCGAGUGACGGAGACACAGCGAGUGGUGGCGCCUCACCGUCCAAUGAUGAUGGCAGACUCUUUUCCGAGGGCGAGCGUGUUCUCGCCUACCAUGGUCCUCGCGUCUACGGUGCCAAGGUUCAAAAAGUGGAGCUUCGGAAAAAGGAGUGGAAGUACUUUGUUCAUUAUCUUGGUUGGAACAAAAAUUGGGAUGAAUGGGUUAGUGCGGAUAGAUUGUUGAAACAUACAGAGGAGAAUCUUGUGAAGCAAAAAGCGCUAGACAAGAAGCAAGGAGUAGAAAAGGGUACCAAGUCUGGGCGUUCGGCUCAGACGAAAACUAGAAGCUCUGCAGACACCAAGGCUGAGAAAGAUGACACGAAGAACAAUGCUGCUAAAGGGAAGAAGCGAAAGAACGAGUCAGGCAAUGAGAAGGAUAACCCAUCGGCAGAGAAGCUAGUCAAGAUCCAAAUUCCUGCAACACUAAAAAAACAGCUCAUUGACGACUGGGAGUGCAUUAUGGAGAAUGACAAGGUUCUGAAACUUCCGCGUUCACCUAAUGUGGAUGAGAUAUUGUCCAAGUACCUUGAACUCAAAACCAAUAAGGAUGGACUGAUAUCUGAUUCGGUGGGUGAGAUCUUGAAAGGCAUAAGGUGUUAUUUCGACAAGGCAUUACCUGUGAUGCUCUUAUAUAAGAAAGAGCGGCGUCAAUACGAAGAAGCAGUCGUGGAUGAUAUUUCACCUUCAACUGUUUAUGGCGCCGAGCAUUUGCUUCGUCUCUUUGUGAAGUUGCCAGAGCUUUUCGCAUAUGUAAACAUGGAAGAAGAAACGUGGAGUCACAUGCAACAAACGCUGUUAGACUUCCUCAAGUUCAUUCAGAAAAAUCAGAGCACUUUCUUGCUAUCGUCGGCAUAUGAAGAUUCUGAUAAGGUUUCAGAUGGUAAAGGCAAAGGCAAAGAAGACUGA
This is a messenger RNA of Microthlaspi erraticum, 969 nucleotides long. The record is from the annotation of a GenBank genome assembly. NCBI's taxonomy places the organism in Eukaryota, Viridiplantae, Streptophyta, Magnoliopsida, Brassicales, Brassicaceae.